Neurospora hispaniola is the source of this 3693-nucleotide messenger RNA. RefSeq lists its product as uncharacterized. Gene Ontology annotation, biological process: mitotic DNA damage checkpoint signaling; protein phosphorylation. The coding region runs from base 1 to 3693 and encodes 1230 amino acids. The record is from RefSeq and is a predicted model, not a curated record. Gene Ontology annotation, cellular component: nucleus. The transcript is spliced from 4 exons. Gene Ontology annotation, molecular function: protein binding; ATP binding; protein serine/threonine kinase activity. NCBI's taxonomy places the organism in Eukaryota, Fungi, Ascomycota, Sordariomycetes, Sordariales, Sordariaceae.
AUGAGUGACAUAUCAGACUCCGAGCUAGAGGCUACCCAAGCUACUCAAGAGAUGCUCGACCCUCGCCGGCUUGGGGAGCAACACACGGGCUUUUCUGACCAGGACCUAGCUGAUAUCAUAUGCAUCCUUAUCCCGUACACCGAUGGUGCAAGGAAAGUGGUGAGAAGGAUGGUCGAUGUCGCCCCCGCAUUCGUCAUGGGGCGGAAUGAUACAAACCGAAUCCAUAUGGACUUCGGCAACGACGAUGAGUACACGUUCACACUUGCGCCUACAGACCCUUCGGAACAUCACCUCGCCUUUCGUUUUUCGUCCGAGCUCAAAAACCCUCGCGAUGGCUUCGUUUUGGGUCGAGAUUCCGAGUGUGAUGUCAUGGUCGGCCAUAAAGACACAACCAUCAGCAGGAAGCAUUUCAAGAUUUACUUCAACGAGCAUGGCAGCUUGAUGAUUGAAGAUCUGUCAUUUAUAGGCACAUUAGUAAACGGGCAAUGGUUACGUUCAGGAAGAAGAACUCAGGCGAACCCAAAACCCAAAGCGAACCCAGAACCCAAAAUGUGGACACUAGGGAGCGGAUCGGUGAUAAAGAUUCUCAAUAGCAAGGCAGCGACGAAUGAAGAGGAAAAGCGCAAGAACGACAUUGUCUUUCUGGUUAGGGUUCCGAACCGCCAUGGUAGGCACGCCGAGGCCUAUCGAGAAAACCUAAUCAAAUACUUGUUGCAACGAACGGAGGUGGAUGUAAACAAGACGAUCGUGCCUGGACCAGGGGGGCGGGUUGACCUUUUCAGAGACUCUCCGCAGGAGUUCGCAGUCCGCGCUCCUGUGAUUGCCACGCGUCAGCUGUCACCAUUACCCAUGCUUGGAUCUAACGGCGUGAGUACUUGGAAGGGGUCUGAUAAGUACAACUUCAAAGGCAAAAUCGGGCAGGGUGCCUUCGCUACGGUGUAUAUGGUUACCGACAAAAUGAAUGGACGUCCGUAUGCGGCCAAAGAGCUCGAAAAACGGAGGUUCAUGAAAAAUGGAGUGCUUGACCAAAAGGUCGAGAAUGAGAUGAAGAUCAUGCAACGAGUAUCACAUCCGAAUAUCGUUCAGUUCAAGGAGCACCUGGAUCCUGAUGAUAAACACCUUUACAUAAUCAUGGAGUUUGUCGGUGUCGGUGACGGUGAUUUGGGAAAGUAUAUCGGCACAAACGGUCCCUUUUCCGAACCAGAUACCAAGACGAUAGCGAGGCAGUUGGUAGACGCUCUUGGGUAUCUGCAUGAUAUGAACAUUACUCACCGCGAUGUUAAGCCCGACAACAUCCUCAUUCAAUCCCGGUUCCCGCUAGUCGUCAAGCUCUCAGAUUUUGGGCUUUCUAAAAUGAUCGAUCACGAUGCAACAUUUCUUAGGACGUUCUGCGGUACCUUGCUCUACUGUGCGCCCGAAGUUUAUGCAGAGUUCGAAGAGUACGAUGAACUUUGCGAGCGAAAGACGCAUCGCAGCUACCCGCGCCAACCUCGCCGGAGCCAGAGAUACGAUCAUAACGUCGAUAUCUGGUCCUUGGGCGGUGUUCUGUACUUCGCCUUGACAACUCAGCCACCGUUCCCUGCCCGAAACGGUGUCGGUCACACUGAGUUCCUGCACCAGAUUAUGACAACUUUUCCCGACUUCGACCAGCUCAUCAAGGCGGAUCCCCCUGUUUCACUUGAGUGCCGCGAUUUCUUGAAGCAAAUGCUCAGUCGAAGACCCGAACAUCGACCAACGGCAAAGAUGUUGCUGAGCCAUGAAUGGAUCCGCACUCCCCACUAUUCUCCAAAUGUCGCACUGUCUUGCUCACAAACUGGCGGAGUAGACGAGCUGCUGGAAGCUGAAGCGUCUCAGCUGAGUUUAACAGACAGACCGGCAGCGACACCGGUACGAGAGGAGGAAGGAGAUGUCACCGUUGCGAGUGAUGACAACUUGCUUCCAAAAGAGCAUAUCAAUGACGCAGAGCAUGUCAGUGGCUCGGAGGAGGAUAAAGAGAACCACGCCUUCAGGCCGGCCACUCAGACCAAGCAUUUGUUUGGUGAGGUUGGCCAAUCGGCGCUGGGAAGCCAGGGGGAUGUGAUUGCAGAACGCAUAAAUCUGCCCGCCACGCCAAAAAGCGGAGGAACUUCCAAGCUGUUCAGGUCCAAAGCUGAGAUUCCAGAUAGUCAAGAUAAUUCUGAGGACGAGGGAGACAUUCUGGGUCAAGAUGUUCUAGCCGGGCAGUGGCCACAGAUACUUCUGGGUGAUUCACAGGACUAUUCUGCUUCGUCUGACCCGAACGCGCCAGUCGACGUGCCUCCCAAGGGUAAUUUGCAAAGCCUGGAGGGUGCUGCGAGCAUAAUGGGCCAACUCGAGAUGCAGUCCUGCCGUGGCUUUGUUACCCCAUCGGUUGGAGCUGACUCGAUGAGGAGCAAACGGAAAUCUUCCUUUGCAAUAAACACCAAUCCAAGGUCGUCGACUGACAAUGAGCCUGUUUCUAAGAAGCGCCGAUCUAACAGGGUCGGUGAUAUUCUGAACCGGGAGAUAGCACCCAUCGAGAACGAAGAUGAGUUACUCGUCCAGGUGCCCCCGAUCAAGACCUAUUCAGAAAAGGUCACAUCACCUAAUCCGGAACCACAACCCAAGUCAGCGUACUGGGACAGCCUGGACCCAUCUAGCAGUCAUUUAAACUAUCCUGAGAUGACAGUGGCACAAUGGAACGCCUUCCGUUUAGCGGCUGAGGACAGAAAUAAAAGAGAUAAGUCAAACGAAGAGUUUGCACCAGGCAAAAGCCCAUUAUGGGCUCUGGCGGAGAAAUAUUUUCCGCCCAUGAGCAAGAUCAAGACAGAUCUACCCCUUCUGUGGACUUUGGCAAAGGAGAGUGGGGUCGAGACAGGGACACUUAAACGAAGACCCAAGGAAAUUGCAGCGUGGGCCUACUUACGGUCGUCAGACGAGUCCAUACUACCUGGCAUUUCGAUUAGACUCAGCACGUCGAUAGUCACCUGGGGCAGUUCACCCGAGAACACCCAACGCUAUGAGAACAACGAAGGCUAUCCCGACAAGCCUGAAAAUAAGAUACCGGAAUGCGCGUUGAAGAUCAUGGUCUGGAGGGAAAAUAAUUUUGACCCCUCAAUCCGAUCUGUGCCCUGGACUCAAUACUGGGGUGAUAACAAGGACUUUUACUUUUACAUCGCCACUAAGGCCGCCGACGGAAUUUAUGUCAACGGCCGACCCUUACCUUCGAAUGAUCCCGGUGAACGAGAGAGCAGCUGCAAGAACUGGAUGCGACUAUACAACGGCGACAGGAUUAUCGUCUGGAAUGAUCCCAACGACGAUGGCACCCUCAACAAGAUCGAGUUCGUCUUUGAAUGCAGCUGGGGCGGCAGUCAAUUAAGCCGAGAGUCCUCCGUACACAGAACGCCAGAAUUGGUGAGCGAAGAGGUAGCUAAGAAGCUCGAUAAGAUGUGCGUCAAGGCCGAGAAGAGUAUCAAGAAGUUUUUACAGGUCCACGAGAUGUACCCGGAGGAUUCGACGGAUUGCGACGAGCGUAAGGCACGCAUCAAGUGGGAGCAAAGGUUGUCGCGAAACUUUGAGAGACAGGUUCAAGCGGCGAAGCAAGCCAGGUAUGGUGGAAGCUAUUCUUCAUUUAGUAGCUCUCAUUCCGGCUCGCGGCAGUCCUCGCGGCAGUCAUGGUCAGAUCUUCGCAUUUGA